This is a messenger RNA of Verruconis gallopava, 2430 nucleotides long. RefSeq lists its product as uncharacterized. The coding region runs from base 380 to 2017 and encodes 545 amino acids. Lineage: Eukaryota; Fungi; Ascomycota; Dothideomycetes; Venturiales; Sympoventuriaceae. The transcript is spliced from 3 exons. The record is from RefSeq and is a predicted model, not a curated record.
CCUCACAGUGCGCAAAAGAAGCGCCAUCCUUGUAUUUCGCUGUCGUCGUCGUCUUCCCUCGUCCGGCUCCCCCCUGCCUGCUCUUUCCAGACCCCGUCAGACGUGUCGUGUAUGUGUGUUGCUCUGUGCCGUCUUUACAAACAAACACCUUUCUCUCGCUCUCUUCCAUCCACCGCUCUCGCCAACACCAACCAGCUCGCUCCCGAUCCCGUACGGCGCUGCAACUUCGUCUCAGCCUAGCCAAUCGCUACGCUCCAACGUUCCCCGCGCGAGCCAACCAGAACCCGCGACGACGCGACGCUUUGCGCAUCCGCCUUCGUUCUCUGGUCUCCCCGAGUCUGACGCUACACAUAGACAGACCUUGUCCGCGACUGCAAGCAUGUCAACCCUACGUGCGAAGUACGAGGCUUACCUCGCAGCUCCCUCCACCGGCGCGCUGGCCGACGGCGCUUCCAUCAACUACGUGCCCACGCUGACAACGGUCGCCGAGCCUACUGCCAUCCUGAAGCACCUGGCAGCGCAACAGAAGCUGCUCAAGAAGAAGAGCGAGCGUGUGCUUAGUGCCAUCGAGAGCAGCAAUGGCCUGUGCAUUGACACCGAGACCGUCAUCGAGUUUAUUGCCGGUGGCGGUGCCUUCCUCCCCGGUCUGGACGACAAUUUUUUGGCGGACAAGAUCGUCACACUACCAAUGAUCCACAUCGUGCAGUUCGACGCAAAUCAGAAGAUCUCGCAGAUCCGUCUCUACUGGGAUCAAGGUUCUCUCCUGAAGCAAGUCGAGGUUAUCGGAUCGCGAUCGCGCAACUGGCCCAUUCGAGACGGGAAGGACCAGAUCCGUCUCAUUUCUCGAAGUGUGGCGACGGAGCAGAGCGCAGACGCGGAACCGUCCUUCUCACGCCGAUCUACGAAGUCCAGCGAUGAAGUCGUUGUCAAUCGCUCUCGAGGCAGCAGCACUACCAGCGCAACUCGCGAUCCGCAUGCAUCUCUCUCUUUGUUCGCUCCUCGCGAUCCUAAUUCAGAAGAGGAGGACUCACGAAUCAGCGGCCCAUCUUAUUCUCGAGCCUCGUCUGCCAAGCCGCCGUCGCGAAGUCUGACCGACAUUCUUGGUGGUGGCGAUGACAGGGAACCCGGUACGCCGAGCCAUGUUCGAUCUUCGUCACCGGCAAAGGCAGGAGCAAGCAAGAAUUAUGGCCCCAUUCGCCUAUUCGACGAUCAGGAACCAACUGGCACGUCACCGGAGCGCAGCACUAAGGUAAACCCCAAGAAGUAUAACCACUUUGAGUUUGGAUCUGGAGAGGAGGCUCCGGCAAUUCCAAAACCGAGUCGUAACAUGAAGCACCAGAGCCAAUGGAACUUUGAGGACUUCGUAACCCCGGACAAGCCUCGCACGAAGAUUCAGGUCCAGACUAGACGAACAGAUUGGGAGGAGCCCGAAGAAGGUGAGAAAUCGCCGGUCUUCCGAGCGCCUACGCACAAGCCACGUCCGGAUGCAGAGACUCAUUUUGAAUUUGUAGACGACGGCACUCCAGUGGCAGAUAAACCAAGGCAGCGAGUCGUCAAGGACGGCAUGGGCCUCUACAAGGACAAUAUUACUGAUCAGGAUGACACCAAGAGGCCGCUCACAACAGUGACCAACGUCAAUCAAAACGACCGCGCUCGUGACUUUGGUGCGCAUUACGAAAUCACCGAUAACUCACCUUCGGUGAAGGGCAAUGGCUUGGCCGAGCCAGAGAAGAAGCCGCUCGACCCAAACAAGCAGAAGGUCCUUAAAACCUUAGACGCUAAGUGGAGUCUGUUUGACGAAGAGGAGGACAUCAUUGCCAAGGAAAACGCUCUGCCAAAGCGCAAGAUCUACAAGACAGCAAACGACGGUAUGGGUGGCAACAAGACCACCGGCGGUCGCGGCUGGGGUAUUGGUGACGAAAGCGCGGGCGAGGAGGAGGUUGUGUCCAAGCCAAAGAGUGCACGCGCGGGAGUGGCGAAGAAGCAGGACGAGGGCAAGGGCUUCUGGGACUUCUAGACGAUCAAACGCAGCCCUCGAAAGCGCAAUUUCUUUAUGGGAGCCAGGAAUAUCUCUUAUCGGGACGCUGUUUCAUGAUGAUGGUAAUGACUUUCUUUAUUUGGUCUCGUUAUGUGUCUAUGAAUGUGUUCCACCUGCUUUUCUACCAACUCCAAAACCAGCUCAGGGCUCAAUUGGUUCAUGUACAUCAAGCCACGGCUUGUGGACUAGGAUGGUCUUUCUUACGGACGAAAACGAUGCUCUUCCAAGGCGAUGAUGAGCUUGGAUAGAUCGGUGGUGUAGUUGAGAUGAGCUGAAGCUGAUCCAACUUGAAUGUCAAACAACAUUGGCUAGUCAUUAAUGGAGAUCCUUCAAGCAAAGUUCCGUUUCCAAUGUGUAAUCUUAAAGGCUAUCCGUAUUCUAAAAGCUUGUCC